CUUCGACAAUACAUCUAGCACAAGAAUCUUGAAAAGUACUUACACUAGCGGGGGUGGGUGCGAAAGGAGAGAGUUGUGGUUUUAAAUUACAUCUAAAGAGGUUGUUCCUUAGAUUUUAGCUGGGGAGUUCUGCUCAUCUGCUGCAGCAAAACCAAAGAGGAGUCAUCGUGUGUCCCCUUGAAGACCAGCAGGUUUAUUGUGGCACAAGCGAUCACUGGCUAGAGCCCACAGUGAUGUCUCAGGGCAGCAGAUAUAUGUCGCUGGCUUGCAAGUCACCAUUCUUGAAUAGUGAAACUUUAAAGGGGAGUCGAACAGGAAAUGAAUUAAAUUAUAAUUGAUCAAUAGUGUUAAUAAUUCUUAAUAAUAUUUACCAGGGCCUAAACUGAGAUUGGUGGUGGUGGAGAGUGCUGUCAAGUCAUAGCUGAUUUAUGGCGACCCCCUGCUGGGGUUUUCCAAGCAAGAGACUAAAUAGAUGUGCUUUACUAUCACCUGCCUCUGCAUAGCAAUCCUUAUCUUCCUUUGUUGUCUCCUAUGCAAUUACUAACCAAGGCCGACCCUGCUUAGCUUCUGAAAUCUGAUGAGAUAGGACUUGCCUGGUCUAUCUAGGUCAGGGCAAACAGAGAUUACUCUUUUCUUAACCAUGAGAGGUGUAAAUUUGCUUACCAUAACUAGGUAGACUGUGUUACAUCCCUGAUUACAGCUAUUGCUAAUGGUCACUGUGCUUAUCUGGUAGUUUUACACAGAAAUGCCACAGACCAGACCUCUUUAUUCAGAUUCUUUUUGCCACACUCUUUGCAAUUUCUUCUUCUCUGCCUUUGCAUAUCUGCCCCCUGAAAAGUCACUUCAUGCAUCUGACAAAGUGGGUUCCAACCUGUGAAUGCUUCUGCCACAAUCGACCCAUUUGCUUGUAAGGUGCUGCAAGACAUUUCUCCCCCUUUUUUCAUCUGGACUUCACCCUGAGACUAGAGGCAGCUCUGUGAGGAGGAAGAGAGGCCUUCCCUGUAGGUAUCUGAGACAGAUGACUGGUUGAAAGAUGGAAGAGAAGAAGAAGAAGAGGAGCCCCAAGGCCCAACUCGCUCAUCCAGCGCCCUCCAGCGCUUUGCGCAAGCUGCUUGUCCCUGCCAGCAAGAGCACCUCGUUCUCCUUAGGGAUGCCUCACCUCCCGUCACCGAAGCAAAGAGCCAAGUUCAAGAGAGCAAACAAGGAGAAGCCCCGAGCCCCGCAGCCUGCAAGCACCACGGGCACUGCGGUGGGUACCCCUCUGCAGCACUCUUUCCUGACAGACGUCUCGGAUGUAUAUGAAAUGGAAGGAGGGCUCUUGAACUUGCUGAAUGACUUCCAUUCAGGGAAGCUGCAGGCAUUCGGAAAGGAAUGUUCUUUUGAGCAACUGGAGCAUGUUCGGGAGAUGCAGGAGAAGUUGGCCCGUCUGCACUUCAGCUUGGACGUCUGUGUGGAGGAGCUCUUUGAGGACCAGAAGAAAACUGUGGCUGACAGGAAUCUGGAUCAGCUGCUGACCAAUCUGGAAGAGCUCAGCAACUCCAUCCAAAAGCUGCACUUGGCAGAAAACCCUGACCUGGAAGAUGCUGCCACAGUCUAGAGGAAGCAACACAGAUGGUUGCCGAGGCUUCUCUUGAACAGAGUGAGAAGGCUUGGCAAAGGAACAGAAGACCUGAGAGAGGAAGAUGCUUGCAAUGGAGGCUGCCUCUGAAUUUGUUCAGGGAAAAAAGGCUAAAAUCAGUUAGACAUAUCUAGGGGGAUGCAGGGAUUGGGGCCUGGGUUCAAACUGCCUGCAGAAAAAUCAAGUGUAGAAAUUGCCAAUGCCUGGAGAUUAAACAGUGUGCAUGCCAGGGGAGGAAAGCCCAAGGGGAAUGUGGUCUCCUGCACCCCAGGAUUGUGCCCUGGGACUCCUUCUGACAUUACAAGAGAUCUGAGGGGGGGUGGGUUGUUGGUCCAUGCAGUACUUCUGCUUCUAGUGGGCCAGCCCCCAUCUCCUGUGGAGUUUGGCAUGAGUUUCAGCUCAGUUAAAAGCCAUAAGCAAGAGCCACCACCUUGCCCAAUGCUCAGUGAACUCUCCACAAAUUAAAGCAUACAACAUUAACAAAAACUAUUGUUUGUUAUAUCCUCUGUUGUUUGGCUAUGACUUCCCCACCCAACUCCCCUUUAAUUAUGGUGAGGACUGCAGCUGCAGUCCUGAGUACAGAAUCUUGACUCUUUUUGUACCACCUCGUUUUCACUUUAAUAGGGAAAAAUGACAGCAAAGGGUUUUCUGGAAGUAGGAAAUUCAGCGAUAAGGCAGGACAGAAUUUAAAUGGGUGGCACGGUGCACCCUUCGUGUGGAUAGCAACCUCCGAGCUCUCCAGGUGCUUCUAUGUUAACACUAUCAAUCUAUUUGAAAAGUGACAUAUGUGAAUUGCUUUGUGACAAUCAACAGACUGGGUGAUUUGGUGAGGGCUUGCAUGGAAUCCUCUGACGAUAAGUUGGGCAGGAAGGUAACCUGGGGCAAAGCAUAGCUUUGGGGACCCUCUCCCAGCAUCCCCCAUGUUGUCAAUAGAUAAUCGAGAGUGUUUAAGUACAUGCAAUAUCAAAUUAGUAUAUAGUUGAAUAUGUAUUAUUAUUAAUUAUUGAACCCAUGAGUAACUGAAUGUUGAUUCACAAGAUGGGCAAAUAGGCUUCCAGUUUGCCCUGAAGGUCAAGCAGUCACAGCCUUGGUUGUCCACUAUCCUUGGGCAAUAUAAACCAAUAGAUUGGGGGUCCUCAGCUUAAAUUGUGGGGGCUUGGGGCAUUUAUCCUCUUUUGGACCCUUGUAAUUCAAUUGUCUCCUACACUUUCUUACAACUGUUGAGAACGAUCCCUCCUUAUUAAAAGCUGUUGGCAUUGACUGUUUCAAUAAAAAGAUUUGCUGUUGA
Molecule: messenger RNA, 2906 nt
Organism: Eublepharis macularius
Lineage: Eukaryota; Metazoa; Chordata; Lepidosauria; Squamata; Eublepharidae
Gene: CCDC28B
Product: coiled-coil domain containing 28B
Exons: 6
Coding region: 1034-1597 (187 amino acids)
Source: RefSeq, a predicted model, not a curated record